GAUACAUUUGGAAUAUACAUUGGAUGUGGAAAAUUCUGUGGUGGUAAUUGACAUCUACUGAUUGCAAAUGUUGGCAUGCCCGUUACUAGAAGUUAAAAGCGGUUGUUGAGUCUGCUGUGGCUGUCGUGCUUUUUUCGACAACAGAGGCACGCUCAAUCUGAACAUUGAAAACGACGUGGACCUCAAUCUGGACCUCGACCUGGACCUUCAAUCCUCAAUUACAAGGCAUGGAUGAUGUGGGAUCAAAUGGCCGACAUAGACAUCGUGGUCGUGGUAAUAGAGGUCGAGGACGCUUACGCAACCGAACGACUCGCAAAAACGUCGAACAAAGGCGCAAGACCGGGAGUAGAACUAGAUCAAAGUCGAGAUCCAGAACUAAUUUGCAAUUGAGAUCGAAGUCGAGAUCCAGAUCUAGAUCCAGGUCGAUGCCCAGAUCGAGGUCCACGUCGUUUUCAAUGUUCAGAUCGCGCGUGCCUCUGUCCUCGACAAUGUGCAAUAUUAAUGAGAUACAGCAACAGCAUCAACGACGACCACAACCGCUUCCAACUUCUAGUAGCGGACAAGCCAGCAGGAGCAUUUGCAAUCAGAAUAGAAAUCGAUCUCAAUUACCACCACUGAAUUUUCCACAUCCAAUGUAUAUUCCAAAUGUAUCCCAGUCACAACCGCCUCUUACCAAUUAUCAUAAUAGAGAUACCCGCCUCAACUUCCAACAAGAAAUAAUCAUAGUUGUGUACCACAACCGCCUCGAUCAACAUACUCUGCGCUAUUAUUGUGUAUAAAUUUCAUUGGCGGCUAUUUGGAUCCCACAUCAUCCAUGUCUUGUAAUUGGUGAUUGACAGGAGAAUUUGCAGGAGUGGAAGAAGUAUA
Messenger RNA from Ctenocephalides felis (cat flea), 867 nucleotides. RefSeq names its product serine/arginine-rich splicing factor 2-like. The record is from RefSeq and is a predicted model, not a curated record. The transcript has 2 exons. The coding region runs from base 228 to 779 and encodes 183 amino acids. Lineage: Eukaryota; Metazoa; Arthropoda; Insecta; Siphonaptera; Pulicidae.